AUGAUGGCAGACCCAUUUGAAGUGCGCAUGCGCUUUACAGCGCAACUGCAGCACUUAAAUGCAUCUGUCACCUCAUCGCAGAAAGCCGCACAUUAUGCGCUCAAAUACCGCGAUAUGGACGAAGAUCUACACUCUUGUAUUCUAGAGCAACUUGAAAGAAAUAAUAUGAACAACAGAGCCAACAUCUUAUACUUCAUCGAACACUUCUGCGAAAUGGCUACCAAGGAAAACCACCUCCAGUACGUCCGCAUGAUCCAACGAGACAUAUUCCGUGUCGUGGACUCUGUUGCACCAGCAGACGGGUCGGGUGCUGCGAAUGUAAAGCACGUUCGUCGAGUCCUCAAUGGUCUUCAGAACAAAGAGGUACUCUCUGCUGAAACGGUAGCCGAGUUCGACGCAGCUCUAAAAGAGCGAGAAACGCACCCGGCGCACCUUGACUUGGAGGCUGAGGAGGAAGAGGAAGCUGGUUCGAAGUCGAAGGCUGGAACUCCGCGCGGCUCCAGGGCCAACGGCAUUCGUGUGGACAAAAGACAGAUCGAGCAACGGAUCGAGGAAGAUCGCGAGCGCAACAAACGGCUACGAGAGAGUAUGUGGACUGUCCGAGGAGAUGAUACUGAUGAACACCGAAAGUUCUGGGAUGAAACCAGCGACAUUGGCGAAGAUGAUUUUACAGCUGCGCAUGAGGAACUGAUGGAACGAAACGAAAUGGUUAGCGCUGUUUAA
Molecule: messenger RNA, 723 nt
Organism: Aspergillus puulaauensis
Lineage: Eukaryota; Fungi; Ascomycota; Eurotiomycetes; Eurotiales; Aspergillaceae
Product: CTD kinase subunit gamma
Exons: 2
Coding region: 1-723 (240 amino acids)
Biological process (GO): positive regulation of DNA-templated transcription, elongation; positive regulation of transcription by RNA polymerase I
Cellular component (GO): CTDK-1 complex
Source: RefSeq, a predicted model, not a curated record